Molecule: messenger RNA, 426 nt
Organism: Penicillium salamii
Lineage: Eukaryota; Fungi; Ascomycota; Eurotiomycetes; Eurotiales; Aspergillaceae
Source: the annotation of a GenBank genome assembly
AUGGUCAUGGAUUCCACCAGGGUUAUCAUCUACGCCUGCGUAACUGACAUUGACGGCUGCCCCCAAAGGCGCCAUCUCCAACUCGGGGAGGAUGUGUCUACGAUGUUAGGACGUCCUUUUAGAUCGACACUCGAUCCAACAGGCUACGACCAUGUCCAUAUCCCCGCCGACUUUGACUCGGAAAAGCCUAUCAAGCGGUGGUUCAUUCUGGACUGGAAUGUCACCCAAGUCCUGAGUCGGGACGCGGUGUCCGAAAUCCCCCACCAAGUAUAUCUGGCGAGUCGGCAAAAUGGCAAAUUAACAUUCAUACCCCGUGAUCAUUGGGCGGAGAAGGCCAAGGCCCGGGCUGCUUCGUAUACCUGGGGUGGUCGACAAGAGCAGCAAAUGAUUGGCAUAAUGAGGUCUGAGAAUAAGGAAAACGAGUGA